Messenger RNA from Magallana angulata, 3510 nucleotides. RefSeq lists its product as uncharacterized. Bases 693 to 3347 code for a protein of 884 amino acids. The transcript is spliced from 20 exons. The record is from RefSeq and is a predicted model, not a curated record. Gene Ontology annotation, biological process: positive regulation of kinase activity; cell surface receptor protein tyrosine kinase signaling pathway; multicellular organism development. Gene Ontology annotation, cellular component: signaling receptor complex. NCBI's taxonomy places the organism in Eukaryota, Metazoa, Mollusca, Bivalvia, Ostreida, Ostreidae. Gene Ontology annotation, molecular function: ATP binding; transmembrane receptor protein tyrosine kinase activity.
GACACGGGAAAUAGAACAAGCUAGAUAACUGAUCAUGAACGACCUAUAAAUAAGUUUAUGUAAAGAAGUGAUGAAAUAAAUGAUCUCCACUUUGACUUAAGUCGUGUGACAUACAAAGGAAAAUAAUAAAUGGCUGUUUAUCUUGACCAGAUUUUCCCAUCUCGGAAGGAUAUUGCUAUUGAUUUUGCCAUCCAUUCGUAUUCCAUUGGAACAAACUUCGUUGUCCAUCUAUAAAAUGAAUAUAUUGCCUACACAGAGGGAAGAAAUUCUGAACUCCUCCGUAAUCAUCCUUUAUUGCUGCUCCUAGGCGAAACCUCCCACUCAAAUCAAAGAGGGCGAGAGGCAAGAAGCCAUCAUAACAAUUGAUUUCAAGGUUACAAUGCAACCUGUUGUUUGUCAAACUACUCAAGCUCAACAACUUCUAUUUUUACUUUUGCUUUAGAAAAGAUCCCUUGCAUAGAUCAGCUGUUUUCAGCCUCACUUUAUUUAUUGGUGUCAUCAGAUCCCACAUCUAUAUUUCCUCUGGGAGAUAGUCUACACGCCGCCUUUGUUUAGGAUGUGGAUUUGGAUGCAUUAACUUACUAGUGAGCAGGUGGUUUUUUUUUAUAGUUACGACAUAUAAAUAGAGGUUCCUACAUGGCUACUACUUUAAUUGAUUUACCUAGCGAAAAGGCAUCGUGAAUUUCAAUAAAAUGGAAAAAAUAUUCGGUUUUGCCUACUGUUCAGUUAUUUUACUCUUCGUCCCUGCGUCUUAUUCAGUGGAAAUUUUAAAGAUAGACUUCAAGAUUUCGGAAGAAAGGUGCCUAAGAGGAAAGGCGAUCCGGAAUUUUAUUCUUCAUUUGAAAUGUCAGAAAAAUGUGAUUGUGAAUUCAGAGAACGGGAUUGAAGACUCGUGUAUUGUGAGACCAUUUCAUGGUGAAACUGUCAGCAACAGUUAUCUCGGAGCUGAUAAUGCUUCUGUAGAAAGUAUCUGCAAAAUGAAACCAGAAGCAAGAUCUCAAACAGCACUGUGCCUGAAUAUAUCGGGAGACUGCAGCGAUGUCAAACACGUAAUCGAUAAAAGUCCGUCCAUGUUGCACAAAAAUCAAACAGAUCUGCUGUCUUUGACGCUUAUGCAAUACAAUCCUUUACGUUUAAAAAAUACACCGCAAAAUAUCUUCGACAUUUACAACAUAUUCCUUGAAGUUGAUUCAUAUGAUGCCAAUUGCCAUACACAGUUAGACUGUUCCUGGUCGCUCCACAAUGCGCAAUGGUCUAAUUGGACUAGGUAUCCUUUCGAUACUCCCGAACAAGAAAUUACCUUCACUGGGUCUGAAAAUGGUUACUUGGAAUCACCUGUUAUUACUGGUUCCGCUGGGAAUACGUGUUUGACAUGGAAUUCAAAGGGAUUUGGAAACAUUUCACUCCAAGCGACGUCAAUUGAUUCUCAGAAAGUUUUAUCCUUUAAAAAUUUUAACAUCGAAAGCAAGGAGAAGCAGGGACACGUUUGGGACUUUGGAAAAAUUGACGUUGCAUUCAUCGUGCGCUUCAGACUAAUUGAAAGUAGCAGUUAUUUCAUCAGUGUCGCCGAUGUUGCUUUUACCGAUUGCAAAAGAGAUUCCUAUAGAAACUGUUCCUUUGAGACGCCCUUACCCUGCCCGUUGGUGGAGACAUACCACGGAUGUAGCCUUGUUCGUACCAAAGGGGAUCCUCACAAAGACAUUGAAGAAUGGAUGCUUCUGACAAGAAAAGACUACUGUAAGAACAAUAAUGUGUUCACGGCAUCCUUUACGACCGUUACAUUCCCACCUGUGCUAGGAAGCAAUAUUUGUUAUAUACACUUGACAACGUAUGGGAAUUUACGCUGGCAUUGGAGAAUUUGUUUCCUCAACCAAAUGUGCAGCAACAGGACAAUACCUGGUGAAAUCAAUGCAACGCCUUCACUACAUCACUACGCAUAUCCUAUCUCAAAUGUAUCACAAAGGUUUAAGUUAGAGUUUAGCACUGUUCAUCUUGAUAGUAGGACUUUUCUAGGAGUAAUAAGGAUCGCAUUCUCAGAAUCAUGUUUUCCGAAUUCCAAUUCUUCAUCUACAACAGUGAUACCUCAAGACUUCGCACAGAGUACCGUACAAGGAGAACCCAGUACAUACAUGGUUGCCGCCAUUUUGAUUCUCUGUUUUCUAAUUCUGUUCAUAAUCCUGCUCGGAAUUGUUCGGAAAAGAAAACGUCUUUGCCUAAACUACAAAUCAACUGAUUCUCUAGACAACAAAGUAUCGAUACACGAUUUUCUGGCAUCCAAAUCAGUAGAGAAGACGUUGGAGGAUAUACUCACCGAGGGAAAUCCAAACUACCGUUGGUACAGCCAUCGGUUGUUGAAAGGAACGAUAGUGGAGAUAGACAAGUCCCAGAUUCAAAUCAACACCUUAUUAGGAAGAGGUGCUUUUGGAGAGGUAUUCAGAGGAAUUUUGCUCGGUAGAGAACGAAAUGGAAAUAAUACUGAUAUAGCCGUAAAGCGGUUAUCAAAAAGUGCAGAUGAACAAUCCCAAGACAAAUUUUUAUUGGAAGCUUUGAUAUUAUUCAAGUUUCAACACAAAAAUAUAGUGAAAUGUCUGGGAAUAUCCUCCUCUAAUGGGGGCUACAUGAUAUUGCUUGAACUUAUGUUGGGAGGAGACUUAAAAACAUUUCUACGAAAUACCAAAGAUAAACAGACCCAAAAGUCGACCUUGAAAGUGUCCGAGCUUCUAAGACUUGCGGGUGACAUAGCUUGUGGGUUAAACUAUUUGGAAUCUCUACAUUUCGUGCACAGGGAUGUGGCUGCCCGGAAUUGUCUACUGACAAACUUAGGACCCAAUAGAGUGGCUAAACUUGGAGAUUUCGGUUUGGCCAAAGACAUUUUAUUGCAUGACUAUUACCGGAAGGAAGGAACCGCACUACUUCCGAUACGGUGGAUGCCACCGGAAGCUUUCUUGGAGGGAUAUUUCUCCUCGAAAUCAGAUGUUUGGGCUUUUGGGGUGUUAAUGUGGGAAAUAUUCACGUCCGGAUUUAUCCCUUAUCCUGGUCUACAAAAUAACGAUGUGAUGACAUUCGUUAGGAAAGGGGGACGACUCGAAAUCCCUGCCAUUUGUCCUCAGUCAAUAUAUGAUUUAAUGUGUUGGUGCUGGCAAAACGAUACAGUUGAGAGACCAUCUUUCCAAACAAUUUAUAAGUUUUUAGUGAUUACACACAAGAAAUUUCAGAGCGAGGAGUGCUUAUCUAAUGACCAAUGUAAUGAGGAUAGAUCGUCUCCACGUUAUUGUUCCAAAGUUUUCAAUGAAGAGGAAAGUUCGCCGUUAAUGCUCAUAGACGAAAUAUGCCGAGGAGGAAUGUGACUUGUUUAUAUGCCAGAUAUUCUUUAUUGCAUAAAGUUGCUUUAUAUGAUUCCUUGCCAAAUGGACCAUUUCCUUGGAAUGAUUCUGGAUCAUCACCAGAUUUGUAAUAUGAUGCGUGGACCUAGAGUUUUUUUCCCUGGAGGAUUGGGAUGGGGGCAAGGGA